UUAUAAGCUAUUAAUUAAAUUAUCAAGUAGAAUAAUAAACAAGCAACAAGAAAUUCAUACCUUAUUCAAUAGCAGGAAUAAGUUCCUCGAUUAUAGUUAAUCAGUAGGGAAUAAUUUAAUUAGAUUAAGGCUUGGUAAUUAAUUAACUAUUUGAUGAGCAAUUACAUCUACUCUAAUUAUAACUUGAAUGAGAUUUUUAUGAGAGAAAAAAUAUAGCAAGCCCAUGAAAAGAAGAUUUAAAAAAUUAAAGAAAAUUCUAAAGAAGCCAAAAACACCUUCGUUAAUGAGAGGAACUAAAAUAAUUUUUAGCUCAAGAAAAUAAGGAAAAUAAACUUUGACUUUCAUCAAAAAGAGAAGCAAUAAGAGAUCAAUCGCUGCAACUAAAAGCUGCUAUAAAAAUUGUUAGAUAUUUCAAUGCGAAAUCCUUCAAAGCGAUCGCCUGAGAGAGAGCAAAGCCAAGAAUAAAAUUAAGCAGAGCAAAAUCCAAACAAAAACACUGUUAUAGAUUAAGACAAAGUUAACAAUAAAAAUGAAAAAAUAAUACAAAAUAGUGAAUCUCCAGAUAAUUAAAAUUAAUAGGCAAUUCAAUAACAAAAAUCAAUAAUCAGACAGCACAAGUUUUACAUGAAAACAAAACAUAAAAAUGAAGAAAUACACUAGCAAAAUAUAAGAAUAGCUCAAAGAAUUAUAGGAUAAACUCCUAUUGUAGCCAACAACUAGAAGCUCUAUGAAGAUUACAAGAGAUAAUAAGAAUUCAAAAGCAGGAUAGCUCGUUACGAGACUGAUGGCUAACAAGUAAAACUAAAAAGGAUUUAGUACCAUUUUGAUGUAUCAAGAAAAAUAGGUGAAGUAGUUUCAAAAAUUAGUCUUGUAAGGAAUUCAGCUUCUCCCACAUUGAGAUAAACAUAAAAUAAGUUAAAUAAUACAGAAACCAACUAGCCUGUCAAUCAACGUCAAAACACUUAGCAAUCUCCUCAAGCUAAACUUUAGACUGCUCCUAACUCUGAAAGAAUUCACAUAAUAAAAUCUCCUAUAAGAAGUGAUAAAGCAGUAAAAAGAAAUUCAUAAAAUGAUGUACUAGAAUAAUAAAACUCUUAAUAAUCUUCUAAAUCAAAUAUAAAUCUUCCUCCAGCAAUAGCCCAAAUUAAAUUCAACAACCAAAAAACAAUCAUAAGAUAAAAAUCUCCAUCCUUAAAAAAUAAAGAAUAAAACGAAAAAUCUAUUGAAACCCAAUAGUAAAAUUAGCUGAACUCAUAAUAAUAGAAUUAACUAUUACAUUCAUAGUUACACACAGAUUAAACAUUAAGUUAAACAUAACAAUAAAAAAAAUUUUUAGAAACUACAAAAUCUAACAAAAUCAAUGAAACACACUCAUCGCCAAAAAGAAGUGCAAAAAAACUAUCUUAAAGUGAAUAAAAAUUAAACUAAUCCGCCUCUGAAAUAAAUGAAGAUUAAUAUUAUUGCUAAGAAGAUUUUGAUGAAUUUUCUUCUUAAUACAAUAAUAGUAAAUUUGAAUAAACCACAUCAUAAAAUAAAGAAGUUUUGGAAAAGUAAAAAUCAGAAAGUAAAUAUUAUAACAGUUUAUCUCAAAAUGAUGAAAAAGAAUACUAUAAAGAAUUCGACUAAGAAUCUUAAUCUCAUUUUUCGCUUUCUAAAGAAUAAGAGUGA
Messenger RNA from Tetrahymena thermophila SB210, 1668 nucleotides. RefSeq lists its product as hypothetical. The record is from RefSeq and is a predicted model, not a curated record. The transcript is spliced from 8 exons. Lineage: Eukaryota; Ciliophora; Oligohymenophorea; Hymenostomatida; Tetrahymenidae.